Molecule: messenger RNA, 1007 nt
Organism: Lycium barbarum (goji berry)
Lineage: Eukaryota; Viridiplantae; Streptophyta; Magnoliopsida; Solanales; Solanaceae
Product: zinc finger A20 and AN1 domain-containing stress-associated protein 8-like
Exons: 2
Coding region: 171-674 (167 amino acids)
Molecular function (GO): DNA binding; zinc ion binding
Source: RefSeq, a predicted model, not a curated record
AUCCCACACGAUACAUCUAAUCAGUACGUAUUGACAGAGAAAACAAAGAGACAUACAAAAAGGACAAAACAAAACAACUUCUCAAUUUUCCCAUAAUUCAAGAACAAGAUUAUCUCUCUCUUCGCUCUCUUGCUCGGUGAUCUUAGUCUCUUGCGCGGUGUGUUGACAAUAUGGAGCAUGAUGAGACGGGAUGCCAACCCCCUCCGGAAGGCCCUGUUUUGUGUAUUAACAACUGUGGCUUCUUCGGAAGUGCUGCAAACAUGAACAUGUGCUCUAAGUGUUACAAGGACACGGUAUUGAAACAAGAACAAGCUAAGCUUGCUGUAUCAUCCAUUGAAAACCUUGUCAAUGGAUCGAAAGGAAUGGUCGUUGUUGGCCCCGUAGAUGUGCAAACUAAUGCUGUUGAAGCCAAGUCUAUAGCUUUGCCAUCAUCUCAAACAUCAAGCUCUAGUGAUGUGGCCGAAGUAAAGGCCAAGGUGGGUCCCAACCGCUGCGGCGCUUGUAAAAAGAAGGUUGGCAUCACUGGAUUCAAAUGUCGAUGCGGCAACCUUUAUUGUGGAGCACACCACUACUCUGAUAAACAUGACUGCCAGUUUGAUUACCGCUCUGCUGCCCAGGAUGCAAUAGCAAAGGCCAACCCUGUUGUUAAGGCAGAAAAGCUAGACAAGAUCUAGAAGGGGGAAGUAUUGUGCUGAAAUUUGGUGAUUUGAUUUAGUGUCCAGAAGGGUCUUAUUUUUAGAUCUUAUUAAACCUGGGGACGAAGAAGAAGAAAAAAAGAUAUGUGCAGGUUGAAGAAAUAUUAGGGGAAUUUGGGUGUCGGUUCCAGUUUCAGGUCUUUCAUUUUGCUGGUUUGAUAUCACUUCGAUUAUGUCUUGUCACGUGUCGUUCUGAUUAACCUGGUAUUCUAUCAGAUUUUACAUGUCUAAAUGCUAUGUGAAAAUCUAGAUAACAUGUAAAAGUCCAUUGACUUGGUUGUGCUUUAUUAUUGUAAAUUUCCCUUCAUGAUC